GGGGCAGGGCAGAUGAUGCCCAGUGAUUCCCUUGAGGGGGAGACCGAGUUUAGGGGGCUGCAGGUGGGAGGGGGCACUAACGGUCCUGGGCCGCUCUCCCCGGCCUGGCCCUUGCGAAGCGGCUUCUUGGCCGCCAGAGGUUCCCUGCCCCGCAGGCGCCGGACUUGGGUGGGGCGGGAGCCCGGCUGCAGCCUCGCCGCGCCGCGCCGCGCCGCGCCGCCCGGGGCCAGGCUUCCUCCGGGGCAGACGGGAGCGUGCCCCGCUCCGCGCGCCCUUUCAGCGUCCCAGGGCCGGGCCGGCCGACUUGGGGCGAGGGGGCGGCCGCCGCCCGCUCAGCCGCUCCCCGCCCCCGGCGCGGGUAAGAUGGCGGCUGCGGCUCGGGCGCUGAGCGGCUCGGGGCUGCUUCUGGCCGCCGCCGCCCUCGCCCUCCUGGCCGUGGCCAUCGGCACCGACUCCUGGUAUCAGACGGACGCGCGGCGGCACCGCGAGCGCUGCCGGGGCGUCGGCCACAAGCGCAGCGACCCGCCCGGCUCCAUGUCGGCGCCCAGCCCGCACCUGCCGCUCCGCGCCCGCCCCCCGCGGGCCCUGCUGCCCGGCCGCCCCCCGGCCUCUGCGCCGGCCCCGGCUGCCGCCGCCCUGGACUCGCACUGCGGCCGCCGCUUCAACUCCACCGUGUCCGGGCUCUGGAGGCGCUGCCACCGCGCGGGCUACGAGGCAGACAGCGAGGAGCUCAUCCGCACGGGAGUUAUUCAGCGCUGCACUGCUGUGAAGUACCAUUACACCUCAUCCUCUCUGCCACGCAACUUACCCAUCAAUAUUACCAACAUCAUCCGGCAGGACGAGUGGCAUGCUCUCCAUCUGCGGAGAAUGACAGCCGGUUUCAUUGGCAUGGCAGUCUCCAUCAUCCUGUUUGGCUGGAUCAUUGGUAUGCUGGGCUGCUGUAAACAGCACGAGCUCAUGCAAUAUGUGGCAGGGCUGCUCUUCCUCAUGGGAGGUACAUGCUGUAUCAUCUCACUCUGUACCUGUGUGGCUGGGAUUAAUUUUGAGUUGUCCCGCUAUCCUCGCUAUGUCUAUGGGCUCCCAGAGGAUAUCAGCCAUGGCUAUGGAUGGUCCAUGUUCUGUGCCUGGGGAGGCCUAGGACUUACUCUUUUGGCUGGAUUCCUCUGCACGCUGGCUCCCUCACUCAAUGCCUCUCGUACUGCUGUACAGAAACCCAGACAGGAAAAUGGAGCUGUGUGACCUUGAAGGGUGCAGGAGAAGACUCCAGCAAGCACAGCCUAGGUAAAACUGUGGGUUAACAGCACCAUGCACAUUUCUGCCCCAUUGCUGAGGGUGGUGCACACCUAUGGAACAAACUAGGGAUGUUAAAGGUUUUUAGCCAAGUCCUGUGGUAAAUGCAACCCUGUGGUUCUCUUGCUACAGAAUUUCUGUCUUAGACACAGACUCUACAACAAGCUGGGGUUGACAUCUUACUGAUUUGCUCAUUGAUUUAAGAGGAGUUUUUCUUUUAUAUACAAGGGAUUAUCUCUUUAUUUGAAACACUAACUGCAGCUCUUUUGUUCUAGUCCAGUUGUGGAGGAUUCUUGUCCAUUAUAAAUGUAUAGCUGCAGAGUUUGGGUAACACGGGCAGGAGGCUGAUCACCCUUCCAGCUGGCUUGGCCUAGCCCUCCAUUUUCCAAAAGAGCCUGGAGAUCCAAAUAGUGGUUCAGGCAAAGGGCAAUUCAUCCAUCCUCGGUAUUGAUAGAUCUGCUGCAAAAAGUGAGGCUCACUAUGCAAUGGGAGCUGCUGGUGGCCACUACUGAACUUGCUUGGAAAGACAGCAGGAGUUAAACAAACCAGCCUUCCCCUUCUUUGGGGAGGGGGGUAGUGGGUCUUCAGCUCCAGGAAGGGCCUGAUAUGGAGAGCAGAAGUCAGUCACUUCUUUGCCAGUUAAUGCACAUGACCCUAGUUGAGUGUGUGCAAAAGCGAGGAGCUAUAAGCAACAUUCAUUCACUGUGGAAUUGUUCCAUAAGGGGACAGAGGUGCAUUUCUGUGGCAGAAGUUUCAGCUCCUGGGAUCAACUUCUCUGUGAAAAGAGUUGAUAGCUUUUACUGUUGAGCUUAGAGGGAGACACACUACUGUUACUGUUCUACUUUCAUGGUAGCAGUUUGUUGUAGUAUUACCAGAAGAUUUAUUUUCCCCAGAAAGUUUGGCUUAUGCUCCUUUCAUACACUGUCCCUAGUUAUCCAUCUGGAAUGUGGGAUAUAAUAUCAGCUGAUUCCAUAUCCUGUAACCAGCAAAGAACAAAUUUUUUUUGGAGGAAGGGAUGGUGAGUAGCUUGUAACCCACAGCAGCAGUAAGGCUAACUCAGGAACAUGAGCCAAGCUACUGCCAGGUAAAGUUUUCUUUCAUACAUACCUCCUGCUGCUCCCCCACAAGGUGCAGUAGGAGAGGGAUGUGUUUUUCUAACACAAGUGAAUGGCAUGUAAGAUAAGCAGUAUAUUUAUAAAGUGUCAUUUUUAAAUGGGAGGCUGUGAUUCUCAGCUGGCAUUAAAGUACUGAAAAACUUGAA
Molecule: messenger RNA, 2551 nt
Organism: Dermochelys coriacea (leatherback sea turtle)
Lineage: Eukaryota; Metazoa; Chordata; Testudines; Dermochelyidae
Product: transmembrane protein 178B-like
Exons: 4
Coding region: 13-1239 (408 amino acids)
Cellular component (GO): membrane
Source: RefSeq, a predicted model, not a curated record